CACUGGAAAUGUCGCCCUUUACCCAUCCCCAUAUAACACAUAGACACUCACAGACACAUGCCAGUUGAUCACAGACUCCCUACACAUGGUCAGAGACCAGAAAGUGCAUUUAGAGAAACGCACACAGACACACUCAAAAACAGCCUGAGGGCAUUCAGGAUAACCAUGCCCGCCUUCAUCGCCCUCAUCUUCCUCACGUGCCUGUGUGGUACGGCACAGUCUGCACUUCCAGAUGAGACUGACGUGGAUGGAGGAAGAGACUUGGACAUCUUUGACAUUAACUCAGAGGCAGGUCUGGAGCUGGUGGAGGGGGAUAUAGACAUGAAUGAGGAUGAACUGAAAAAUUCAAUUAUUGGAGAACAGUACCGCUGGCCAAUGCCUGUCCCAUAUGUCCUGGAGGACAGCCUGGAAAUAAAUGCCAAAGGAGUUAUCUUGAAGGCUUUUGAGCAGUACAGACUGAAGACCUGCAUUGACUUCAAGCCGUGGACUGACGAGAAGAACUAUAUUGGUGUGUUUAAGGGCUCUGGGUGUUUCUCCUCUGUUGGAAAUCGGAGGGAAGGAAAGCAGCGGCUCUCCAUCGGCAGUAACUGUGAUCGCCUGGGGACAGUUGAGCACGAGUUCCUACACGCCUUGGGCUUCUGGCAUGAGCAGUCACGCUCCGACCGAGACGACUAUGUCAACAUCGUGUGGAACGAGAUCACUCCCGGUAAGGAGCACAACUUUAACAAAUACGAUGACACCGUCUCAAGCACCCUGGGCGUUCCAUAUGACUACGGCUCUGUGAUGCACUACAGCAAGACGUCCUUCAACAUGGGAGAAUUGCCCACCAUUGUCACCAAUAUACCAGCAUUCCUGGAUGUGAUUGGACAGCGCAUGGGAUUUAGUGACAGUGACCUGCUGAAGCUCAACAGGCUCUACAAUUGCUCUUCCUCCUCCACGUUCCUGGACUUGUGUAGCUUUGAGGAGGCCAGUGUGUGUGGGAUGAUCCAGGGUCCCGGGGAGAAGAGGGACUGGAAGCGUGUGCCGAAGGCUGCCGGAGGUCCAGAGACAGACUACACUACCAUGGGCCGCUGUGAAGGAGCUGGCUAUUUCAUGCAUUUCGAUGGAAGUCCUGGGGACACAGCAUUUUUAGAGAGCCGUCUGCUGUAUCCCCACCGAGACUCCCAAUGCCUGCAGUUCUAUCUGUACCAGAGUGGUGCCUCUGAGGACCAGCUCAGGGUGCACAUACGCGAGUUUGAGGAGGGAGACACCACAGGCACCCUCAGACUCAUUGAGACCCUCAGUGGUGGUGUGAAGGACUCCUGGGAGCUGUAUCAUGUGACCCUAAAGGCCUCUAGAAAGUUCCGGGUUGUUUUUGAAGGGGUUAAAGGCAACGGAGGAUCUGUUGGUGGGCUUUCUUUGGAUGACAUCAACCUCUCAGAGACUCAGUGCCCCCACCACACCUGGCGCAUUCGCAACUUCACACACCUGCUGGCCACCACGGCUCCUGGAGUCAAACACUACAGCCCACGCUUCGUCUCCCGAGAGGGCUACACCUUUCAGGUGGGGCUGUACAUCAACGGCAGGACCAGCCCCGGUAACAUGGCCAUCUACCUCCACCUCACCUCAGGUCCCCACGACGACAAGCUCAAGUGGCCAUGUCCGUGGCGACAGGUUACCAUGGCGCUGAUGGAUCAGAACCCAGACAUUCGUCAAAGAAUGAACAACUAUAGGAUGGUCACGACCGACCCCAACCGAAGCGAACCAAAUCCUGACGGAGGUGUGGAGUACUACUGGGACGACCCGAGAAAGGUGGGCAGCUUGGUGAACGCCUCAGAUGGAACCCAGUUCUACCGCGGGCCUGGAAGUGGAACCAGUGCAUUCCUCACUCACGGUCGCCUCAAGAGCCGAUCCUUCAUCAAAGCCGAUGACGCCAUCUUCCUCCUCUCUCUUGACGAUCUGUCCUCUCUUGUUCCUCCCAAGACCCACUCCUGUGGCGACAGCUGCCAUGGGAGACAGUCAGAAUCCCAGGCUGCCCAGACUCCCCAGGGAACCGUCAUAGCAACGACGGCCAUGGCCAUGUUUGGUGUGGCCGCCAUGUUGCUGGUUGCUGUGGUGAGCACCGUGUACUUUGGCAGGCGGUACAGGAGAAGAGGCGACGAACGAGGGAUAGAGCUGGAGAGCCAAGGAGAGGAAUAAAAGCAAAUCAGCAACGCAGACUCUCCAUUUCUCUCUCCUCGAUAAACUGGGAAUGCAGAUCACAGCACAAUGCAAUUUCAGCAUGUUUCACACUAAUACAUUUCAAUACAAAAAUAAUUUGCA
Molecule: messenger RNA, 2301 nt
Organism: Clupea harengus (Atlantic herring)
Lineage: Eukaryota; Metazoa; Chordata; Actinopteri; Clupeiformes; Clupeidae
Gene: mep1ba
Product: meprin A subunit beta a
Biological process (GO): proteolysis
Cellular component (GO): membrane
Molecular function (GO): metalloendopeptidase activity; zinc ion binding; protein binding
Source: RefSeq, a predicted model, not a curated record